UCUUCUCGUUUCUUCUUUUUAUAUGUAAUAUAUUAUCAGCUUCUCUUCCAUUCUCCGCUAAACGGUUCAGAAAGCAAAAUUGGCAGAUUUCCUUGCAACGCCCAUUUCCCCUCUGGUUUUUCUGCUGUUGAUUUCCGGUUAAGCUUGGUUUUGAAAUUGUGUAUCAAUUUAAUUGGAACCCUAACUAUUCCCAGACUUAGUGAAUUUCAUCCAAUCCCAAUGGCUUUGUGAUAGCAAAUAGCCAUAACUGUCUUCUGAGCUGCUAAGUUUCUUCUUGUUUGAGUGAUGGACUCUCUGCUUGCCAACUAUGCUUCUUCAGAUGAUGAAGAGGAAAACCAUCAUCAAAGCUCUCCCUCUGCACCCAAGCCAGCGUUAUCUUCAUCUCUUCUCUCUUCCCUCCCACAGCCUAAAUCUUCCUCUCUCUUCUCUACUCUUCCCCAACCCAAACAGCAGUCCUUUAAUCCCAUAAUUCAGCAUAAUAAUGGUAACAGUAAUAAAAAUAGCAUCAAGGAAGAUGAAGAUGCUCCAAAACCCUCUCCCAAACCCUCUUCUUCUCUUUUCUCUUCCCUCCCUAAACCUAAAACCCAAUCCCCACAAGAAGCCAUCUCAAAUCUCUCAACCUUAGGCCCCAAUCCCAAAAGGGUUGUGCAAUUCAAGCCCCCCAUUAACCCCAUUAAUCUAGAUUCCACUGAUUUUGAUGAUGAGGACGAAGGAGAAAAGGAGAAAAAACGGCGCAAGGAAUCUGAAACUUUGUCACAAUCUUUGUCUGUGAAGUCAUUCUUGUCCAGCAUCCCUGCCCCCAAGAAUUCCUCUACAUUAGGUGUUCUUCCAUCUGCAGCAGGGUCUGGAAGGAGAUCCAUCAUUGAAAAUAAAGCACCCACCUCAAGUUCAGCCAGCUUUGGGACAGAGAAUGAUCAAAUUGCUGAAAAUUAUGAGAGUUAUGGUGGUGUUUCUGGGAGCCAUGAAUUGGGUUCUGAUCAAAAUGGAGGGAAUUAUGCAAAUUAUGGGGGUUUUGCCAGUUAUGAAUCAGGAAUAAGUCAAGACAGCAGUCAAAAUAUUGUCACUGGACAUGAUGGCUCAGUGCAUGGGACUUACGAGAGUUAUGGAAGCUAUGGUAAUUAUGAUGAUUAUGAACAAUAUGGCAAUAAUUGGGGUGAUGGGACAGCAGCAGCAGCAGUGCCUGAGAGAACAGGGCCAAGUGAGAGCGCUUUGAGUGUGCCUGGGAAAAGAGGAAGGAAUGAUAUUCCAACUGAAAUUAUUGAGGUGAAGCAGGAUGAGCUGACUAAGAAUCGGCCUAGGGAGGACCAGGUCAAGUUAACUGGAAUUGCUUUUGGGCCAUCCUAUCAGCCUGCUUCUACAAAGGGAAAGCCUUCGAAACUUCAAAAGCGGAAGCAUCAGAUAGGUUCACUGUACUUUGAUAUGAAGCAGAAAGAGAUGGAAUUGUCAGAGCGGCGUGCCAAAGGUUUUCUUACCAAAGCUCAAACGCAAGCCAAGUAUGGAUGGUAAUGAUUUAUUUGAUUAUGAAACGUCAAAUUUAUAGCUGAUGAUCUGAAGAGGCCACUCCUGCGUCAUAGACAUUUUCUCAUUCCAUCAGAAUCUCCUUUUGGCCAUAAGCCAGACCACCUUCAAUGUUAUAUUUUAUUUGGUUAAUUGUUUCCUAACAGAUUAUAGUUACGAUUUGUGUUAUCAUUUUGCAAUCUAAAGAUGGCAGAAUUACCUGUCCUUCA
Molecule: messenger RNA, 1727 nt
Organism: Hevea brasiliensis (rubber tree)
Lineage: Eukaryota; Viridiplantae; Streptophyta; Magnoliopsida; Malpighiales; Euphorbiaceae
Exons: 3
Coding region: 286-1506 (406 amino acids)
Cellular component (GO): nucleus
Source: RefSeq, a predicted model, not a curated record